Molecule: messenger RNA, 3328 nt
Organism: Anguilla anguilla (European eel)
Lineage: Eukaryota; Metazoa; Chordata; Actinopteri; Anguilliformes; Anguillidae
Gene: pknox2
Product: pbx/knotted 1 homeobox 2
Exons: 12
Coding region: 336-1781 (481 amino acids)
Biological process (GO): regulation of transcription by RNA polymerase II
Molecular function (GO): RNA polymerase II cis-regulatory region sequence-specific DNA binding; DNA-binding transcription factor activity, RNA polymerase II-specific
Source: RefSeq, a predicted model, not a curated record
AACACGCGGGCGUCGGAGGCGUCUUGGCCCGACCGUGCUGCAGCACUUGUUUUCUGCAGGGCCGGCGCAGGCCCUGCUUACUAAGCCUCGCUGAUCCCGAUGGCUCUCCGAGGGGCAGGGACUUGCUAUUGCUCUUGGACUUCCCCGCGUUGAAACGGCCUCACAUGGCAAACUCACUUUCGCCUAUUCAGCAGCCUUGGCAGAGCUUUCGCGUCGCCACGAGGGAGCUAUGAGGCUGCUGAGGAGAGGAAGGCGUUCUGUGGGGAAAACAAAGGCCAACAUUGAAAGCUGUGUCGCUGAGGACAAGCCAACUGGUCUCGAUGUGAAGCUAUCCCAUGAUGCAACAUGUGUCCCCAGCACCAGCACUGACAAUGAUGGCCACUCAGAGCGUUCCUCCACCAUCGUACCAGGAGAGCCAACAGAUGACGGGCACCACUCAACAGAACUCCAAGGCCCAGCCGGUCCACAUCCCAGCAUCCUCGGCAGCAGGGGCCACCCCAGUCAGCGUGACCCUUGACCCCCAGGCCCAGCUGGAGUCAGACAAGCGUGCUGUUUACAGACACCCCCUUUUCCCGCUGCUUGCCCUGCUGUUUGAGAAGUGUGAGCAGGCCACACAGGGGUCGGAGUGCAUCACCUCCGCCAGCUUUGACGUGGACAUCGAGAACUUUGUCCACCAGCAGGAGCAGGACCACAAGCCCUUCUUUAGCGAGGACCCCGAGCUGGACAACCUGAUGGUGAAGGCCAUCCAGGUGUUGCGGAUCCACCUGCUAGAGCUGGAGAAGGUGAACGAGCUCUGCAAAGACUUCUGCAACCGUUACAUCACCUGCCUAAAGACCAAGAUGCACAGCGACAACCUGCUGAGGAACGACCUGGGUGGGCCCUACUCCCCCUCGCAAACCUCCCUGAGCCUGCAGCAGGAACUCUUGCAGAGCUCCACCCCCUCGGCGGUCUCCAGCUCCGUCAACCCCUCAGGCAUCGUGGUCCCUGCCAGCGCCCUGCAGCAGGGCAGCGUUGCCAUGACGACCAUCAACUCGCAAGUGGUGUCAGGUGGAACGUUGUAUCAGCCGGUAACCAUGGUGACAUCGCAGGGGCAGGUGCUAACCCAGGCUUUGCCGCAAGGGACCAUCCAGAUCCAAAACGCACAGGUAAACCUGGACCUCUCCGCACUGCUGGACAACGACGAUAAGAAAUCGAAAAACAAGCGGGGGGUCCUGCCGAAGCACGCCACCAACAUCAUGCGCUCCUGGCUCUUCCAGCACCUCAUGCACCCGUACCCUACAGAGGAUGAGAAGAGACAGAUCGCAGGACAAACUAAUCUCACUCUGCUACAGGUCAACAACUGGUUCAUUAACGCCCGCAGACGAAUCUUGCAGCCCAUGCUGGACGCCAGUAACCCUGACCCAGCGCCCAAGGCUAAGAAGAUGAAGUCUCAGCACCGGCCGACCCAGCGCUUCUGGCCUGACUCCAUUGUAGCCGGUGUCCUCCAGACGCACGGAGCGCACUCAGCCAACAACUCCGACAGCUCCCUGGCAAUGGACAACCUGCAGCCUCUGUCCUCAGACUCAGCUACGUUGGCCAUGCAGCAGGCCAUGCUGGGGGGAGCAGACGACUCCAUGGACGGGACGGAGGAGGAGGAAGAGGAGGAGGAGGACGAGGAGGAAGAGGACGAGGGGAUGGAGGAGGAGGACGAGGCGGAAGAGGAGAGGGGGGAGAGAGGGAGACGGCUGCACAGUGCCGCCAUUCGAGACCUCGGCCUGGAGCACAACGAGGGCCUGGAGUGAGGAAGAGCAGGAGGAGGAGGAGCAUUAGGAGGAGGAGGAGGCCACAGGACCGGAGCAUCCACACUGCACAAACACAGCACACACAGUAUGCAUACCCCAUCGUCAUGGACAAAGACCACGCUCACGUUCAAACCGGAAGGCUCGCCCAUGCUGACGCCUUUCAGCACAGCACAGCGCAAAACCCAAACCCUCAGACUUCGACAGAGCGCCGACGCGGAGGAGCCAGUCAGCAGUCCCGCGUUAUCUAAGAUUGUAAAGAUGUUUAUUUCCACUAGAGCUGCGCUGAUUGGUUUUCAUCAAGCUCUUAUUGAUUCGGUGUGUUCAAAUAACAACAACAACAACAACAAAAAAUAAACAAGACAACAACAACAACGAUAAUAAUAAUAAUAAUAGUAAUAAUAAUAAUAAUAAUAUUUGUUUAUGUAUGGAAGUCAAUGUUUAAGUUACAAGAGGGUGACAUUGGCCAAGCAGCUGCAAUUCUCUGGAAUGCCAAUGUCAUUGUUUACUCAAUGACUCAUCGCUUCUCAGGUCGAAUUCAUUAUGCUCUUUAUCAUUUCUUGUCUCAGAUAGACAUGAACUCUACAUUGUCACAAAUGGAUGUUUUCUUAGACGCAUGAUUUAUAAUAGUUCAUUAUUAAUAGGACAACAGAGAAUUAAAGACAGCACAAAGUUGGUAUAUCUGACCUUCUGAGCUUCGCCAAACAAUCGCUCAUUUGAAAGGUCAGUGAACGCUUGUGUACAUUACCGUUUUUUUUCUCAGCUUUUCGAAGGAAAACUUUAUACUUCCAGUGCACCCGAAGGACUUAAGGACUUACAGCUCUUUUGCAUUCUGUUAACCUCUGGUAGUCUAAUCAGACCUACGUCCAGAGUGUGCGAUCCUCAGCUGAAGUGGUGCAAUCGGAGACGUGAGAAAAAAACAGACGAGUUUGAUUCUGAAAGUGAGCCAGGACCGAGCAACACGGGUGACCUCUGAGCCCGUUUCUCAGACCGUUUCCCACUUCUCCCCCCCCCCCCCCCAAGAAAAUGAAACAGAUUUAAAAACUAGUAGGAAAUAAAGGGCAGAGACACACUGUGCAAUUUCCUGUUUCUCGGCCUACAGGACAGGAGGGUCUUAUGUUAACGGUGAACUUCCGAAAGGAUGAGCAGAGACUUACGGAUGACUGUGAGAUGGACUCAUCUGGAACAGGAGGUGGAGCGUGAAAGGGUCCCGUCAAUUUUGUGUGAGGGAAAUUUGCAAACUGUGAAGGGUAUUUCUGGCCUUUUUGUGCUAAACAAUCUUCAAAAAUCAAAUUAACCUUUUCUGAUGUGAUGUUCAGAAGAAAAAAAAAAAAGAAAAAAGAUAAUCUGUUCUUGGAUGUCCAUUGAAAUUGUUCUUUGUGAAGUCUGUUCCUCAUAAUUGUUUUAUCGAUCUUGCUUGCUUUUCGAAAUUUCCUUUUCAAAGCAAGUUACACAUAGGGAAAUUUUUUAUUUGUUUGUACACAUUGUUGGCAUAAUCUAUUGUGUUUCAAUAGAAUGUUUUUUUAAUUAUUAAAAAAGAGAUUAAUCUA